GAAUCCCUGUUAACUUCAAAAAUUCCAUUUAUCGAGCGCCCUGGUACUGACAAGACCAGUAAAAUUAUUUUAAAACAUCCUUUCGUAAAAAACAUCAUCACGGUUGCCAUUUUGGAUGUUAAUGGUGAUAAUUACAGAGUUGGAGAUUCAGAAUGGCCUAACGGAUCAAGAUCAGACGUUUUAUAUGAACCAUUAGAUAGAUCCUUGAAGCAAUCACCUAUAAUUGUUGAAGUUCAGAGAACAGUUGAUGUCAAUUUCAUGGCAAGAGUUGUUCAUUAUUGUGUAAUGGCUUAUCGUCGUUAUCAAGUCUUCCCUGUACUACUGGUAUUCGCUCCCGAACAUGUAUCAAUACCUACUGAAAAUAUGCGCCCAUCAAAUGUUAAUGGUGCUUUAUCACUUAACUGUGAAUAUUGGGCCAGAAAAGGAUAUUUGAUUAGACUUAAAAAUGUUUCUAUGCUUACCAGCUCAACUGAUCCAUUUGCUGCAGUUUUAAAUUUUAUACUUCAACAACAGACUAGUUUAUUGGAAAAUAACUCGUUGGAAAAUCUGACUAUUAGACAAUUAUUUUCAAUUGCAACAGAAGUCUUACGAGAAAAUAUUGAUCGAGAGCAACAAUUACUUAAUGCUAUCAACUGUGCUUGUGAUGUAUGUGGGAGUUAA
Messenger RNA from Cokeromyces recurvatus, 660 nucleotides. RefSeq lists its product as uncharacterized. The transcript has a single exon. The record is from RefSeq and is a predicted model, not a curated record. The annotation marks the transcript as partial. NCBI's taxonomy places the organism in Eukaryota, Fungi, Mucoromycota, Mucoromycetes, Mucorales, Mucoraceae.